UUUCCUUAGUUAAUAUGUCUCAUCAUACCUCUUACACUAUGGCUGGUUUGUGCGCUGCUGGUGGUAUUGCCGGCUUUGCUAGAACACGCUCUAUUCCUUCUUUAGUGGCUGGUCUUGGUGUUGGUGCUCUUUAUGGUACUGCUGGUUACUUGAUCCAACAAAACAAGGAUUAUGGUCAUGAAACUGCUGUUGCUGCCUCUGUUGUCUUGGGUGGUGCUAUGCUUCCUCGUGCCAUCAAGACAAGAAAGCCUGUGCCUAUUGCAUUGUCUGUCAUUUCUCUUGCUGCUGGUUCAUACUAUGUUAAGAAAGUCAUUGAAUACAGUUAAAAUAAAAGUUUAGAAUAGAUGAGUAAUUUAUGCAUGGAUUUAUU
Gilbertella persicaria is the source of this 370-nucleotide messenger RNA. RefSeq names its product transmembrane proteins 14C-domain-containing protein. Bases 15 to 326 code for a protein of 103 amino acids. The record is from RefSeq and is a predicted model, not a curated record. The transcript has 2 exons. Gene Ontology annotation, cellular component: membrane. Lineage: Eukaryota; Fungi; Mucoromycota; Mucoromycetes; Mucorales; Choanephoraceae.